Molecule: messenger RNA, 3570 nt
Organism: Theobroma umbraticum
Lineage: Eukaryota; Viridiplantae; Streptophyta; Magnoliopsida; Malvales; Malvaceae
Product: myelin transcription factor-like protein
Source: RefSeq, a predicted model, not a curated record
GGUAAUUAUUAAUUUAAAUAUUUAAGGAUGAUGACAUAGUAAUUCUAUUGGUUGCAUUAUUAAAUAAUAAAUUUAGGUAGAAUAUAUAUUAUCAAUCCAUUACAUAAUUAUUCUAUUUAAAAGUUUCCAUUUCCUUCCCAGCAAUAUAUUAUCAAUCCAUUACCCCAUUUUGUAAUUCCCUCAUACAUAUUAUAAUCUGUCAACCCCCUGUUUUUUCAAAUUUCAAGUUACCUUGUGGCCCGCUCAGUUUCUGCAAAUUCAUGCCUCCAAAGCUGUUAGAUCGGAGGGUCUUUAAUAUCAAGAUCUCACAUUCUCACUCUUUCUCAUCACAAAAUUUAUUUUCGUGGUCACCUGUUUUUUGCUAGAAAUGAAGAGUUAAAAGAGGUGGUCUUGGAAACCUAAUUUAAUUCAGGAACGGAAUAGGAAUAGGAAUAGGAAUAGUUAAGACUGACUUUUGAAGUUUCUAAGACUUGUUGUAGCUGAAAAAGGAAAAUAGAAAUCUACGUUUGCUGCUAUGAUGUUUUGCUUAGCAAGGAAAAGGCGACUAGCAUUGUCAGUACCCAAUCCAGGGACAGGUAAUUCGAGGAUUCUUAGUCAGUACCCAAUCCAGGGACAGGUAAUUCGAGGAUUCUUCUCUUAAUUUCCAUUCUACUUUUGUCGUAUUUGUUCGUCGGUUUAGAUUGCAAGGCUGCCUUAUUCUGUUGGAUUACCACAUACUCUUUGCUAAAUUUAAAUCAAUUAUAUCGUUGUGAAGAACGUGAGCGGUGGAUUGGAUUUUCGGAGCUCUUUUUCAAUGUUUACACUAACUUGUAUGUUGUGGUCUCAAAACGCAUAAGCAGGUACCCAUCAUUAUGAACCUUAUCCGUAUUACCCAAUUCUCAAAAAAUAAUAAAAACCCAGGCCUCCUCAUGAUUAUUUUCUGUCAAUUCAACGUUCCACAUUCUUGAUUUGUGGUGAGCUUCGGUGCUUUCCAUCAAGUGAUAAAACUGAACCAAAAAUUUCUACGCAAAACUCGACUAUUCACCUGCCUUUCCUUUUGUCUCUUUGGUUUUUGUUUAUAUCAAUUAUGCUUUAUGUGUAUGAAAUCUACAAACUCAAACGUUGCAGCGGAUUAAACAUAUCUCUCUGUAGUUAAAACAGUGAUUAAAACCGGUCACACCGAGAUCAGUUGUAUUAAAAUAAUUGUAUAAACUUGAUGAUACAGUUAUAAUACAAUAUUAUUAGUUGAUUAGUUAAUUAAUUAAAAUUAAAAUACUGUUAGUCAAUUAAAAUUAGACUAUGAAUAAAAUUAAUUUUGUAUAUUAUAUAUACAUAUUUUUGUGAAACACUGUUGUGGAACAUAAUAUUCUCUUCUUGUGAUUAGUUGAAUAAGAUGUAGUUUAUUAUUUUAAGUAAUUUGAUAUGUUUAAAUAUGGAAAAUGAGUCAAGCAACUUGUCAAUUAAUGUAUCGAUCAGGUAUUUUUGAAUUCUAGUCAAGUUAAUUGGUGUUCCGGUGGUGGCUUAUAAGAUAUUAAAUCAAUGAUAGACAAGCAUGUAUGUAUGACAUAUGUAUUAAUGUAUAUUACUGAAAUAGGAGGUUGAUGUGUAGCUUGUACAUUUAAUAACAAGUACUCCUUGCUUUUGUUUUGGUUGAUUUGAAAAAGGAUCGGCAAGUUUUACCUAGUGAAUAAAUACACUUGAUGAUUAAAAAGGGUAUAGCUGAAGCAAGAAUAUUAAUAGUAAUAAAGAAAAAAACCAAAUCUUGUUUUGCCAAUUAAUGAAGACAAUCAAGAACCUUCCAGACCUAGUGGUUGUACACGUGGUUGAUUGCAGGAAACCAAAACCAGCCAAAAAUAUAAUAAUUCCGUGCAAUUGGGUUGUGUUGUAUUAAUGGAAUCCAUGUGAUUUCUGGCGUAUACAAUCAGUGCACGUCAUUUAGGAAGCAUCCCCAUCCCUUUCCCGUUCCAUCUGCGGUUAUGCGCUCUUUCGUGCUCUGGAACUGAUAGGUGUAGCCUUAGGCACCCACAGAAAAUGUCCUUUCUCAGAUGAAACGUCCUCAGUAUACCAUUGGUGCUAUUUUCUCUUGUGAUUUUGAGAAUUGUUCUGUCGCCAUUGAGAGCGAUCCCACGUUUCAAACACUAAGAAAAAGUGGGAGGACUUAGUUGUUACAAGUCUCUCUGUUUGCAUAGGUCAAACAUAGUGUGGUCGUAGUUUGAUCUUUGAUCCUUUGUGGACACUUAAAGUUUUAGUCGAAAAUGGACCAGAAAAUCACCCCUAGUCACUCUAUCUGAAAAAACAUUAAAACCUUUUUUUUUUUCCUGGCCGGUGGGCUGCCAAGUCAUUUCAUCACCCUGAUAUUUCAAUUGUCGCUAGGUGGAAAUUCUUUAGAACUGCUUGGCUGCCUCGAUGCAGUAAAAUACAAUAUAAGACUUGAAAGUGUAAAACAGAUACACGUAAAAUCCGGGGCCGUCGACACUUGAUGUUGCUUCUAGAAGAUUUGCUUCUUCUUUUUUUUUUGUUUCUUCUAGAAGGGUGGGUUGGAUCUAUCUAUAUCAAAGAGUAGCCUGCCCCGCCGUAUUCCUUCUAGAAAAGAAAAAAGCAGAUGCCACUUCCGUUUAUGAGUCUCUUUUUCAUCUUCCACGGAAUAAAAUACACUUUCAAUUCGAGCAUGCCAACCUGUUAAGCUUGAUAGCCAACAGCAAAAUUCGUGUGUCAAACACGGCAGCUGCCCCACCCCUGUUUUCUUUAUCAGUUCUUUUUAUAUUCUUCCUUUAAAUAUUUCUGGUCUAGCUAUAUAUAUAAAAAAAAAUCUGCGUAUAGGAAAGGCUUCACAACAAAGUCACAAGCAAAAUUAAUGCUAUUUUUCUUUUGUGGUGUUGUUCUCUAGUGUUGACAAGGAUGGACAUGAAAAAUAAUGCAGUCGUUGAUGUCUCUUCUUUCUUUCUCUUUGAGGCUACCGGAGAUUCGGAAGCUGGUUAUUUUGAUCCUGCCAUGUCUGUUAUCAACCAUGCUGAAGAAGAUGAUGAAGAUGACGAUGAUGAUGAUGAUGCAGAGUCAUGCAGCUGUGACACAUCUGAUUUUGUUCCUAGUGUUAGAGGGCUUAAUUGCUUAGAAGACAUAGCAAAUGUUGAUGAUGAAGAUGAGGAGGAUGGGGAGGUGGUGGAGCAGCAAAAAGAGGUUCAUGUGUGUAAAAAAUGGAGCAAUGAUCAACAAAUUGGAGUAGCAAAAGAACAGAAAUCAGCUGUUUCUGUCGAUUCAACAAAAUCCAUGAAUGAGAUGGAAAAGAACAGGCUAUUUUGGGAAACCUGCCUGGCAUCUUAGAGUCUGGGUGUAUUUUUUUUUUUUUGUUCUAGCUAGCCAAAUGACUUUCCCAGACUUUUUCCUUCUGCAUCAUGUUCUCCAGUUUUCCCUAUUUUUAUGUUCUUUCCCACUCUUUUUUUGCUGGGUGCUUUGCCAUUGUGUAUUGUUUGAGAUACUGCCAACUGUAAAUGGAUAACAUGGUUUUGUAACAUGAAGAAAGUAUGCAAACGAAUCAAUCUUGUUUCUGUAAUCUAUGCAGUUUCUCUAAAUAAUCUUUGAGGGUUCUUCCUU